This is a messenger RNA of Enterobius vermicularis (human pinworm), 318 nucleotides long. NCBI's taxonomy places the organism in Eukaryota, Metazoa, Nematoda, Chromadorea, Rhabditida, Oxyuridae. The record is from the annotation of a GenBank genome assembly.
AUGGCGCCAGGAGGAUCAAACCUGAGCAACAUGGUCGGAACAAAACAAUGCCCCCCUUUACAUAACGUGGCUGACGCUGAGUCAGUAGGAAGUUGGCAAUUGCCCAGACUGACUGUUCCUUUCCCAACGCUCACCGCGGUAACUAUAUACUGCAAUGCCUGUUCCGAAGAGCUUAAGGAUCUUCGGCCUCCUAUCCUAACAGUUAGCUUGGCAGUGAGUCAUCACGUAUUUUAUCCGUAUGGUAUUAACCAAGUUAGCGCAUCGGCGGCACCAUGUUGGGGUGAGCGUCGGGAACUCCGGUGUGAUCGCGUAGUGUGA